AUGACAAGCCGUCUGGAAGAUCUUCCCCAGGAUGUCUGCAACAAGAUCUUGGACUUUAUUGGUUGGGAUCACGACUGUGUGUCCUUUCAGUUGGCCUGCAAACAUCACUACAACCUCAUCUUCCAUCGUACUUUCAAGGAUGGAACGCCCACUCUCCGACAAGGGCAACGACAGCGUACUACGUUGGCCUAUGAGAAAACCAAUACUUACAAUCUCUUUCAUGUCCAUCAAUUGCAACCCUUUCGUUUCCUGGUAGAUACUCGCACGUUGGGAGGACAGCUGCAAGUUGAAAUUCAACUCGGUAAUCAUGUGUGGACGGAAUGCGACAAUCGGAAACAACAAGACGAUGAUUAUUUGGAGAGCGAUGAUUUGGAUAGUAGUACAACGCUGACAACUCCUGUAGGACCCACCUAUCCAAGGAUACGAGUCUUUCGCAAAGACAAGACAUUGACUCCCCGAACGAUCUUUCAUUAUGAUCACAUUCUGGGCCGCCAAUGCUCCUUCAUGGGGACCUACGGGGACGAUCCCACGGAUCCGAGAGCAGCGGAUAGAGCCGAGGAAAUGGCGCAGGUGCUCCAUCUUUGCUUGAAUUCCCUUUCUACGGUGGAUCCUCCUUCCAAUAGAAUCAAUCAGUUUUUUCGAGUGUAUCCACCGGCGGGAUACUUGCUCCGCCUCCUCCCCAAACCUUCCCGUCAUUGUUUUCCGAACAGCAUUGAUUGGAAGCAAGGCGAUCGGCCGUUGUCAUCUAGCAGCAUUGUCGAACGGGACUAUCAAGCUGCCGUCACGUGGGGCGAAUGGUGGCAGACUUUGCAAGAUGCCAACUGGUAUGAACCGGUGCAAGCCUUUGAUUGGGAGGAGCUUUCGUGGUAUACUUCUACUACUACUGCUGCUGAACGACGAUCUGGAAGAGAAGAGGAGCAUGGCAGCAGUCGAAAGCGUCCAAAACUGCUCUAG
Molecule: messenger RNA, 954 nt
Organism: Seminavis robusta
Lineage: Eukaryota; Bacillariophyta; Bacillariophyceae; Naviculales; Naviculaceae
Source: the annotation of a GenBank genome assembly